ACUAUGUAUAAGAAGACACGGUUGCACAUGCAGUGACAAAUCUGCAAUACUUAAAGCUUCGAUCCAUCGCUUGAGUUAAAUGAGUGACAUUUCAUUUACGUGCAUUUCAUUAUUACGUCAAAGCCCGAUCAGCAAAAGGGGAAGGUGUCGAGACAGAAAAAGAAGGUUGAACAGCUAAACCCUGACCUCAUCUGCUUGCUUGUUGGAUUUAUUUACUGCACUAUUGAACCGCUGCCUAUACGAACAUAACAUAAAAAAAACAAACAAAAAAACAGUAGUUGCUUAACUCUGGAAAUAAGCUGAAGAGUAAAGCUGGCAGAUUUUGUGGGCCUAAUUGGCAAGAACUGACUGUUCUCCACAGGCUGGGCUGACUGAACUGCUUGAUGUCGAGCGAUCCUCCUCCUCCGUAUCCUGGGGGUCCCAAUGCCCCCCUGAUGGAAGAGAAGAAUGGGCAGCCGCCCGUCUCAGGUCCAGUUCCUCUGAUGACACACACUCAAGGGCACCCAGUCCACCCAGAGUAUGGCCCGCCUCCCUACGAGCCUCCGACACAGCCUGGGUUUAUAACCCCCCAUGUACCAGGAGAGGGGGGCAUGGCGUACCCACCCUACGCUGGGUACUACCCUCCCGGCAACUUCCCACAGCCUAUCCCUGGGCAGUACGCUCCCGGCCCCGGGCACUACCCUUCUCCGGGGGGGCACACAGCCACGGUGAUCGUGCCGCCGAGCGCUGCCACCACGGUGACAGUCCUGCAGGGGGAGAUGUUCCAGGCAGCGCCGGUCCAGACGGUGUGCCCCCACUGCCAGCAAGCCAUCACCACUAAGAUCACACACGACAUCGGCCUCAUGAACACACUCUUCUGUCUCUUCUGCUGCUUCGUGGGGUGUGACCUGGGCUGCUGUCUGAUCCCUUGCGUGAUUGACGACCUGAAGGAUGUGACGCACACCUGCCCCAACUGCAAGGGCUACAUCUACACAUACAAGCGCAUGUGCUAACACAGUCACGUCUGGUGUCAUAGCUCCCCCUUGUGGAAUGUCUGUGGGAGUAACAAUAUUUCUUUAUCUUUAAUGUUUUAUUUAGCAACCUUCACCUAGCAGUGCUUUCUCUAGUCGUACUGUAGUGUAUAUUAAAGUCAGUAGCUGUGAAUGCCUCACUGGGAACUCAGAAAGCUCAGCAAAAGGGUAUGAAAAAAAUAGAGUGUUUUAUAUUUGAUAAGAUAAGGGAAUAAUAGGCACUAUACUCUUACCUCUCAACCUGCCAACCUUGUCAUCAGGGAUUAUGAACUUUACAAAACUACCAAAUGAAAACAAAAGCAAAACAUAGGGUUUUCUUCAAUUAAGAGUGGAACUGUAAAUCUUUUCAGUAUAGACCAUCACUGAAUUCUCUUGCACUCAUUAUAAUGGACAGGCUAUUGAGGUUCCAACUGCAUUUCUGCUCCGUCUCAACUCGGUCCCCACUGAAGUCUUUGUUGCUGUAGCACCAUCUUGUCUUAUCAGAGUUCACACUCAAGAGGUCAUACCUGAUCUUGCUGCUCAGCUGCACAGGGAUUUUCUGUUCUAUUUCUAAAAAGGGACGUCCCUUUAAUGAAGAGGCAGUUUAAGAGGUAGGGUGUUACAAGAAGUGUUUUAAUCCAGAGGGAAUUUUCAUCUGCAUCGUGUUUUAAUUUCUCCAGUAAUAAUGCCAUAGGCUCAUUAGCAUACCUUUCUAUGUUCUAAUUUUAAUCAUGGUACAUUUAUUUUAUUUUAUUUGAAGUAUCAACUUUGCACAUAAUAUAUGGCUUUUUGUUCUGUUGACUGUGGCAGAGUCUCAGCAUCAUUUCACACGCAGUACUGGGUUUGUAUGGGACAACACUGCUGACGACAUCCAUUUAUAUCAAGGCGGAGGGACAAGGCUAGGGCUGCAACAGCUAGAUGACUGGCCAGGGGGAGUCAGCUCUCAAAGUGUUACACCUUGGUGUACACCACCCAUAAAGAGGGCCCAGUAUUCUCACCAGCAUUUAAAGCCACUACCGGAAAACAGCUGAACUCAAUACACCAAUGAAACCAAGUCUACUUCAUAUAUAAUUGUUUUUAUCAAUUAGUUAGUAAACAAAUAUAACACUUAUAACAUUAAAAAAAAAAAAAAAACACACACUAGUCUUAUCAACUAGUCUACCAAUGAGACGAAUGCAUUGAUGAUCAAAAUCUACUAGUUGUUGCAGUCUUAUACAAAGUCUAUAGAUGUUAUUAGAUGUUGUUGCAGUGUUUGCUUUUUCAGCCGCUUUGAAAAAGUUUAAUAUACUAGUUCAAAUGUGACAAGAGUUUUAAAAUCUAUUUUUUACACGUGAUCCUGUGAUUUAGUUCUAGUCGUGUCUUACUUAUUUUGUUUAUCUUUAUUUAAAAAAAACUCGGGUCCAAACAGUUCAAGGGUUUGUUCAAACCAGUGCCUCAAUAUUCGUUUCCAAUGUUUUUAUAUUGAAAUUGGCAUUCCAGUGCAUGUCAAAGGCAAGCAGUCCUGCCUGGACAAAACAAAUCUGAAUGAUUAGAACAGUAUUACAGAGCUAGACAUUCAUUUUCAGAAGCUCAUUCCUAAAUGGAUUUAUUACAAGUAGUUACAAACAGAACUAAAACCUGUUUAACCAAUAUUUUGUUUUUCUAAAUCCUAAAAUAACAAAGGCCUGGUUGAAACAAAACCAUAAUGUGAGACCUGUACUACUGGGGAUGAUUCUAGCUUGUGAAACACAUUAUGUUAUUACAAUAUCUCUGUAUUAGUGUAAACAGGGAACAGGUGAUGAAGAAAAAAGACUAGUGUUUUUGUUGUUGUUACUUAUUAAAACACAUGGUGGUUAUAAACAAACAAACAAAAAAAAAAAAACGGUAUCACUAAUUGGCCAUGCUUAGGUUGUACUUGAAACUAGAAUUAAGCUUAUUGGUCUUUAUCAUUAUAAGACCAGAAUCCAAAAGGGUAAUUCUACAGCAUCAGUAAACAAUAAAAAGGGAAGUAAUACACACAAACUUUUAUACACAUGGUCACAUACUGCAAAACACAUCUACAGUUCAGUAGUUGAAGGAUUGCAUACAAGUGACACUAGGCAUAUCAUCUAAGCAUGCAAUAAAGACGAUGCAAACUUUACUGUGUUCAGUACUCUCUAUUGAGCUGUGUAUUCUCUUCAUUGUAUGUUUUCCAGCAAAUAAGCCACAAGAAUAUAUUAAGUUGUUUCCCAACAAAAGAAAAACAGUAAGGCAGUGCGUGCAUACAUUGACAUAAAUAAUGUAAUGUGUCCCUAUUGGAUAUUAUAGCAAAAUUAUAAUGUGUUGGAAAGCAGUCUUCGUAUGCACUUACAUUAAUUAUAAAUGUAUAUACACAGACACAUUUACCCAAAACAGUGGAUGCUGCAUUGAAGAUCAUGCGGCUCAUUUUCAAGCACACUCCGCCCUCAGGCUACUCAAUUCACCUUCAAGUUGAUCAUAUCGGUUCAGUUGAGCAGAAUUGCGCUGUUUUAUAGCCCUGUCAUGCAACACGUGCCCAGGUAAUUUUUCUCUUGUGGGAAUUGCUUUCCCAGGAUGUUCCAGACUGUUUUCCUUCUUUAGGAAUUGCCUUUAAAGAGUAAUCCGGUUACUCUCGCAUCCAAAACGAAAAGCAACACAAAUUCCAUCCAGCACAAAUGUUAGGGUUUUGUUUGAAGGUUGUAGUUUUUGUUGAGAUGCCAGUGCUGUUGGAUAACCAGCAUGACCUUGAGUUUUAAAAACCAUGGGCCAGAUGAAAAUCCAGAUCUGCUCUCCAGUGAUAGCGGCUUGUAAUUUGCCAGUGCAUGUUCAUGCAUUUUAUGAAUAUUUGAAAAUCCAAGCUGGCCUCCUUUACCUUUCUAGGCUCUAUACUUCUCUAUAUGCAACAUUAAGUGGCUUGCAGUGUUGUGUAUACUGGGUUGAAUGAUUAAAAAUAAAAGUGUUCACCUUUAAUCUAAGUGAUGGUAUGUCAUGUAUGUUCUAAUGUUGCUAUGUAAAAUGAUACUCUUGUGUAAACUGAAUGAUGUGAGUUGGACCACUACUGUUGCAUAUGAUACAAAAUUUAAACAAUAAUAAAAUAACUACUUAA
Molecule: messenger RNA, 4071 nt
Organism: Acipenser ruthenus (sterlet)
Lineage: Eukaryota; Metazoa; Chordata; Actinopteri; Acipenseriformes; Acipenseridae
Product: cell death-inducing p53-target protein 1-like
Exons: 6
Coding region: 384-992 (202 amino acids)
Biological process (GO): tumor necrosis factor-mediated signaling pathway; intrinsic apoptotic signaling pathway in response to DNA damage by p53 class mediator
Molecular function (GO): zinc ion binding
Source: RefSeq, a predicted model, not a curated record